AUGGGUAUAGAAAAGAAUGCUGAACAAAGAUCUAUUACAGAAAACUAUUUUGCUGUAGGUGGUAUGCAACUUAGUAUCAUUGCUGGAUUUGAAACCACAGGAAAAGUUGGGUAUGACAUCCCAGUGGACCAUCUUUGGCUAUAUGUUAAGAACUUUGAGACAGUUUCACCUUGUGACACCAAAGGAGGAAUGAUGGUGCAGCAAAUACUGGUUCCUGGUACCAGAACCAGCAUCAUCAGGAGUGGAAAUUUCCCUGAGACCCGGGGUCUGCAAUCAACCCACAAUUCUCAAUGUGACACAAUUCUUCCAGAUAAGAUGUCAGUCACGAGACAAGAUGCAGUGCAGUCUGAAACCAGAACUGAUAACCCUAAGGAAAGUAAUGAGAGGUUUAUCAAAUCAACUGAACAAGAAAUGCAUCUGCAAACUGAAGCAGGGAAAGUACCAUGCAGCUGGCCUAAUCACCGCAACAAUGUAACAUUUUGUAGUAACAAUGUAACUGAUCAGGUAAGUCACAGAAGGAAAAAGCAGGUGAUCUUGGCACCAAAUGAGCAAGUGCUCAAUGGAAAGAAACUGCGUAAAUGUGACACAAAUGGCAAAGGUUUUACAGACCGACAAAAUGGAGGAGUAAGCAAGGUUAUUCCUACUGGGCGUCAGUCCUUUAAAUGCACCGUGAAUGACAAACGUUUUACAGAGAAGUCUAACAUGAAAAAACAUCAGUUUCUGCGCAACAAGAAACGACUAAAUAAAUAUGCCACAUAUCACAAGGACUCGAUACCUAAUCAUUUGGCAGCGCUUAAGAGUAUCGGCAAUAGAAGGAGUCAAAUGACAACACGUAUGCAUAUCGAUGGUAGGCAAAAACCCAAUAAAUGCACAGUGUGUGACAAGAGUUUUACACGAAGGAGUCAAAUGACAACACAUAUGCAUAUCCAUGGUGGGCAAAAACCCUAUAAAUGCACAGUGUGUGACAAGAGUUUUAUACAGAGAAUUGAAAUGACAAGACAUAUGUAUACCCAUGGUGGGCAAAAACCCUAUAAAUGCACAGUGUGUGACAAGAAUUUUACACAGAGGAUUGAAAUGACAAGACAUAUGUAUACCCAUGGUGGGCAAAAACCCUAUAAAUGUACAGUGUGUGACAAGAGUUUUAUACAAAGGAGUCAAAUGUCAUCACAUAUGUAUAUUCAUGGUGGGCAAAAACCCUAUAAAUGCACAGUGUGUGACAAGACUUUUGCACAAAGGGGUCAAAUGACAAGACAUAUGUAUAUCCAUGGUGGGCAAAAAUGCUAUAAAUGCACAGUGUGUGGCAAGGGUUUUAUACAAAGGAGUCAGAUGUCUUCACAUAUGUAUAUCCAUGGUGGGCAAAAACCCUAUAAAUGCACAGUGUGUGACAAGAGUUUUACACGGAGGAAUCAGAUGUCAGCACAUAUGUAUAUCCAUGGUGGGCAAAAACCCUAUAAAUGCACAGUGUGUGACAAGAAUUUUACACGGCGGAUUCACAUGACAACACAUAUGUAUAUUCAUGGUGGGCAAAAACCCUACAAAUGCACAAUGUGUGACAAGAGUUUUACACAAAGGAGUCAACUGACAACACAUAUGUAUAUCCAUAGUGGACAAAAACCCUAUAAAUGCACAGUGUGUGACAAGAGUUUUACACAAAGGAGUCAAAUGACAACACAUAUGUAUGUCCAUGGUGAGAAAAAACCCUAUAAAUGCCCAGUGUGUGACAAGAGUUUUAUACAGAGGAAUGACAUGACAAGACAUAUGUAUACCCAUGGUGGGCAAAAACCCUACAAGUGCCCAGUAUGUGACAAGAGUUUUAUACAGAGGAAUUACAUGACAAGACAUAUGCAUAUCCAUGGUGGGCAAAAACCCUAUAAUUGCCCAGUGUGUGACAAGAGUUUUAUACGGAUUAGUGACAUGACAAGACAUAUGUAUAUCCAUGGUGGGCAAAAACCCUAUAAAUGCACAGUGUGUGACAAAAGUUUUGCACAGAGGAGUCAAAUGACAUCUCAUAUGUAUAGCCACGGUGGGCAAAAACCCUAUAAAUGCACAGUGUGUGGCAAGAGUUUUACCCAGAAGAAUGAAAUGAGAAGACAUAUGUAUACCCAUGGUGGGCAAAAACCCUAUAAAUGUACAGUGUGUGACAAGAGUUUUAUACAGAGGAAUGGAAUGACAAGACAUAUGUAUACCCACGGUGGGCAAAAACCCUAUCAAUGCACAGUGUGUGACAAGAGUUUUACACAGAGGAGUCAAAUGACAAGACAUAUGUAUAUCCAUGGUGGGCAAAAACCUUAUAAAUGCACAGUGUGUGACAAGAGUUUUACACAGAGGAGUCAAAUGACAUCUCAUAUGUAUACCCAUGGUGGGCAAAAACCCUAUAAGUGCACAGUGUGUGACAAGACUUUUACACAGAGGAAUCACAUGACAAGGCAUAUGUAUACCCAUGGUGGGCAAAAACCCUAUAAAUGCACAGUGUGCGACAAGAGUUUUAUACAGAGGAAUGAAAUGACAAGACAUAUGUAUACCCAUGGUGGGCAAAAACCGUAUAAAUGCACAGUGUGUGACAAGAGUUUUACACAAAGGAGUCAAAUGGCAAGACAUAUGUAUAUCCAUGGUGGGCAAAAACCCUAUAAAUGCGCAGUGUGUGACAAGAGUUUUACACUGAAAAGUCGAAUGAUAAGUCAUCAGUAUAUACAUAAAGAGCAGGCACCCUAUAAAUGUGCCACAUGUGACAAGAGUUUUACAGAGAAGAGAAGCCUGUCAGUGCAUCAAAGUAUCCACAGUCGGUAGUGUACAUGCACCAAGUGUCUUAAAGGUUUUAUAAGAAAUAAGUCUGGUAGUGCAUCAAAGCGUCUACAGUGGUAUAUGUCCUAUAAAAGAACUUGAGCAAGUGGGAGUGUAUAUAUAUUUGGGAAUUGAUGAAGGAUCAGCAAUAAAAUAUA
Molecule: messenger RNA, 2939 nt
Organism: Protopterus annectens (West African lungfish)
Lineage: Eukaryota; Metazoa; Chordata; Ceratodontiformes; Protopteridae
Product: zinc finger protein 665-like
Exons: 3
Coding region: 1-2787 (928 amino acids)
Biological process (GO): regulation of transcription by RNA polymerase II
Molecular function (GO): DNA-binding transcription factor activity; RNA polymerase II cis-regulatory region sequence-specific DNA binding
Source: RefSeq, a predicted model, not a curated record